Macrosiphum euphorbiae (potato aphid) is the source of this 1215-nucleotide messenger RNA. The record is from the annotation of a GenBank genome assembly. NCBI's taxonomy places the organism in Eukaryota, Metazoa, Arthropoda, Insecta, Hemiptera, Aphididae.
AUGUCUAUAGUUACCUUCGAGAAGCCUGUGCCCAAAGUAGCAGAGCCCGAUUGGUAUUACAAAAUAACGGAAUUAAAAGAAUCUUGUGAUGAACAUAGGCGUCAUGCAUUUGUAUUGGGAAAUGAAUCUCGGAGGUUAAGGAAUGAUACAGAUGUCACUACUUAUUGGGGUACACAUCGUACAAAUUCUAAGAUCUUUGACAGACGCAUUGAAAUAACGCGCUGGAAAAAUUUAAUUGAAUUAGGUUAUAAAAACUUACAAAAAGAAAUUAAAAAUUUGAAAAUCGAAAAAGAAAAAACUGAAAAAUUUAUAGAAUUUUUAAAUUUGAACUUUACUGUUACAAAUCAUUGCUUAAGUAUAAGAGAUGAAAGAGGUGGUGCAGAUUUGUGUCAUGAUAUUGCAUCUAUUGAAUUAAAAAAUGAACAACACACUUUGGAAAAAUUGAAAAACUUGUUAGUUGGAAUAUGCCAAAUUGCAUGGGAAAAGAUUAAUAAGUUAGAAGAGUUGGAAAUUAAUGUUGCCGAAGACUUAGACAAAAAGAAUAAUACAAUAAACAUAGAUAGUGAGUUGUUAGAAAUGACUAAAGAUUCAAACAAUAUCUCCCUCAAACCAGAUCCACUAAGAGUUACAAAAGAUUUCAAUACAUAUGAAAAAUGGCUCCAACAGUGCAUUAAUAUGAAACAGACAAUUGAGAAUGAAUUAAUUAAUUCAACAAAAUUACGUGAAACUUUGUUCGUGCCACAAAAUAAAACUAUAAAUGAUCUGCUAGCUCAAAAUGACAAAGUAAAUUAUGGUCUCAGAAGGCGUAUUUAUGAUACAGAAAGAAUUAAGAAUGAAUUAGAAUGGCAAAAAUGGAACAUGUUAACAGACAAGGAUAAAUUUUUGAAAGAAAUUGAAAAGUUAGAAAACGCUUUGUAUAGAAAAUUGAAUCCUAAAAUGUUAGUUGAGACACGGUGCGAAGAAAGAUUGUAUAGGGCUGGUGUUGAAAUGUGCCUUGAUAAAACUACUAUUGGUUUGCAUAAAGAACAAUUUGAUCUUGAUAAUACCAUCAAAAUGUUGAACGAUAAGCUAAAUAAAACAAAGGCUUUGCAUAAUAUUCUUAUUGAACAAAUAAAUAUACUAGACGAGCAACUAAAAAAUAAGACUCAUGCAUUAGAUGUUGACCAGAAAUGUCUACAGUAUAGAGUACAACUGAAUGGCCGGAGUUGUAGCUAG